Messenger RNA from Propithecus coquereli (Coquerel's sifaka), 4435 nucleotides. RefSeq names its product sodium channel, voltage gated, type VII alpha subunit (gene SCN7A). NCBI's taxonomy places the organism in Eukaryota, Metazoa, Chordata, Mammalia, Primates, Indriidae. The record is from RefSeq and is a predicted model, not a curated record. Gene Ontology annotation, biological process: membrane depolarization during action potential; neuronal action potential; sodium ion transmembrane transport. Gene Ontology annotation, molecular function: voltage-gated sodium channel activity. Bases 257 to 4435 code for a protein of 1392 amino acids. The transcript has 19 exons. Gene Ontology annotation, cellular component: voltage-gated sodium channel complex; plasma membrane; axon.
GCGGGGGAGCCGCCCCAGUGACUCGGUUUCUAGCCGGCAAUUCAGGGGAGCCCCUUUACUGCCGAGCCACAGCUGGUGAGGACAGACACCAGCCGAAAAACACCUCCUAUGCAACCAGAGCUCAGAAAACCCAAUCCGGGAAGAAAGAGCAGCCCAGGAGAAGGAAAGGGCUCCAAGGAGCCCUGCUCCUGAGGGUUCCCUCAGGUGCUGGUGGAGACGCGUCACUCGUCACUCGGUAGCAAGUACAAAAUUGGAAAUGUUGGCUUCACCAGAACCUAAGGGCCUUGUCCCCUUCACUACAGAGUCUUUUGAGCUUAUAAAACAACGUAUUGCUAAAAAACACAGCGAGGAACAUGAAGAAGAAGAUUUAAAGGCAAACACUGACUUGGAAGUUGGCAAAGAGCUUCCAUUUAUUUACGGAAACCUUUCUCGAGGAAUGGUGUCAGAGCCCUUGGAAGACGUGGACCCAUACUACUACAAGAAAAAAAAUACUUUCAUAGUAUUAAAUAAAAACAGAACAAUCUUCAGAUUCAAUGCUGCUUCCAUCUUAUGUACAUUGUCUCCUUUCAGUUCUAUUAGAGGAACAACUAUCAAGGUUUUGGUGCAUCCCUUUUUCCGACUGUUAAUUUUAUUCAGUGUCCUGACUGAUUGCAUAUUUAUGUCCAUGACCAAUUUGCCAAAAUGGGGACCCAUAUUAGAGAAUACUUUGCUUGGAAUUUACACAUUUGAAAUAAUUAUAAAACUCUUUGCGAGAGGUGUCUGGGCAGGAUCUUUUUCUUUCCUUGGUGAUCCAUGGAACUGGCUUGAUUUCAGCAUAACUUUGUUUGAGCUUAUAGCAAGAUAUUCACCUCUGAACUUCAUUCUAAUGCUUCAAACUGUAAGAACUUUGAGAAUUUUGAAAAUUAUUCCUUUAAACUCAGGUCUGCAGUCCCUUGUGGGGAUCCUGAUCUGUUGCCUGAAGAAACUCAUUGGUGUCAUUAUCUUAACUCUAUUUUUUCUGAGCAUAUUUUCUCUAAUUGGGAUGGGGCUCUUCAUGGGCAACCUGAAGCAUAAAUGUCUGCGAUGGCCCCAAGAAAAUGAAAAUGAAACUCUGCACAACAGAACUGGAAAUCCAUAUUACAUUCGAGAAACAGAAAACUUUUAUUAUUUGGAAGGAGAAAGAUACGCUCUCCUUUGCGGCAAUAGAACAGAUGCUGGUCAGUGUCCUGAAGGAUAUGUGUGUGUAAAAGCUGGCAUAAAUCCUGAUCAUGGCUUCACAAAUUUUGACAAUUUUGGCUGGGCCUUAUUUGCCCUAUUUCGGUUAAUGACCCAGGAUUAUCCCGAAGCACUUUAUCACCAGAUCCUUUAUGCUUCUGGGAAGAUCUACAUGAUAUUUUUUGUUGUGGUAAGUUUUUGGUUUGCCUUUUACAUGGCAAGUUUAUUCUUGGGCAUACUCGCUAUGGCCUAUGAAGAAGAAAAGCAGACAGCUGCUGAAAAAACUAAGAAGAUUGAAUCAAAAUGUCAACAGACUAUAAAAGAACUUCAAGAAGGAAAUGAAGCAGCCCAGACCACAACUACACAAAUAGAAAUGAAGAAAAGGUCACCAACUUCCACAAAUAUAUCUUUGGAUAUGUUGGAAGAUUCUACUCUCAGAUAUAAAGAAGAACUUAAAAAAUCCAGGAAGAAAUGCCCAUUUUGUUGGUAUAGGUUUGCAAAACUUUUCUUGAUAUGGAAUUGUUCUCCCUGUUGGUUAAAAUUGAAAGAGUUUGUCCAUAGGAUUAUAAUGGACCCAUUUACUGAUCUUUUCCUUACCAUAUGCAUAAUUUUAAACAUAUGUUUUUUGGCCUUGGAACAUUAUCCAAUGAAUGCACAAAUCAACAAUAUUCUCAGCUUUGGAAACCUGGUUUUUAUUGGAAUAUUUACAGCAGAAAUGAUUUUAAAAAUAAUCGCCAUGCAUCCAUAUGGGUAUUUCCAAGUAGGCUGGAACAUUUUUGAUAGUAUAAUUGUGUUCCUUGGUUUAGCAGAACUUUAUCUAGCAAAUAUUCAUGGAUUGAGUUCUUUUCGAUCAUUCGAGAUAUUGCGAAUUUUCAAGUUGGGGAAAUAUUGGCCAACAUUUGAGAAUCUGAUGCUGACUCUUAGUCAUUCAUGGGUGGCCUUGAAAGACUUGGUUCUGCUAUUGUUCACAUUCAUCUUCUUUUCUGCUGUAUUCGGCAUGAAGCUGUUUGGUCGGAGUUACAAAGAAUGUGUCUGUCACAUAGACAAAGACUGUCAACUCCCACGCUGGCAUAUGUAUGACUUCUUCCACUCAUACCUGAAUGUGUUCCGAAUUCUCUGUGGAGAGUGGGUAGAAACCUUGUGGGACUGCAUGGAGGUAGCAGGCCAAUCCUGGUGUAUUUCUUUUUACAUGAUGGUCAUUUUAAUUGGAAACUUAUUGUUACUUUACCUGUUUCUGGCAUUGGUGAGCUCAUUUAGUUCGUACAACACUACAACAACUGAAAAGAACAAUGAAGCAAAAAAUCUCCAGCUUGCAAUGGCAAGGAUUAAAAAAGGAAUAAACUAUGUGUUUCUUAAUAUAUUAUGCAAAAAACGAAAUAUGCCAAAGGAGACAAUGGACCAUGUAAAUGAUGUAUAUGUUAAAGAGGAUAUUUCUGACCAUACACUAUCUGAUUUGAGCAACACUCAAGAUUUCCUCAAGGAUAAGGAAAAAAGCAGUGGCACAGAGAAAAACACAAUGACCGAAAAUGAGAAUCAAUCCCUUAUCCCCAGUCCUAGUGUCUCAGAAACUGUACCAAUUGCUUCAGGAGAAUCUGAUAUAGAAAAUCUGGAUAAUAAAGAGACUCAGAGCAAGUCAGGUGAUGAAGGCAGCAAAGAGAAAAGAGGGGAAAAUUCCUACCCAUCACACUUCUCUAUCUUCACUGAAGACUUUGACUACCUUAUAUUUCUGGGUUAUGGACGGAGAUCUUCGCCUGGUCAAAUCAGUAGAGAAUCCAAGAAAGGAAAAAUUUGGCAGAACAUAAGGAAAACCUGCUUCAAAAUAGUAGAGAACAGUUGGUUUAAGUGUUUCAUUGGCCUUGUCACUCUGCUCAGCACAGGCACUCUGGUGGUUGUGAGAGCUUUAAUAAAAACAACUUUGCCCACUUUGAAUGUGUUUCUGGUCUGCCUUAUGAUCUGGCUGAGUUUUAGUAUCCUGGGAGUACAGUUAUUUGCUGGCAAGUUCUAUGAAUGCAUUGACCCAACAAGUGGAGAAAGGUUUCCUAUAUCUGAAGUCAUGAAUCAAAGUCAAUGUGAAAGCCUUGUGUUUAAUGAAUCCAUGCCAUGGGAAAAUGCAAAACUGAACUUUGAUAAUGUUGGAAAUGGUUUCCUUUCUCUGCUUCAAGUAGUGAGUACACGGCUAUUUCUGCCUAUGACAAUAGGAUACUACCUUGUGCCUCCUUCGCUUGUGCAACUAAUACUUCUCUCACGGAUCAUUCACAUCUUGCGCCUUGGAAAAGGACCAAAGGUGUUCCAUAAUCUGGUGGUUCCCUUCAUGCUGUCUCUCCCAGCACUGUUGAACAUGGGUCUUCUCCUCUUCCUGGUCAUGUUUGUCUAUGCCAUCUUUGGAAUGUACAGCUUUGCCUAUGUUAAAAAGGAAGCUGGAAUUAAUGAUGUGUCCAAUUUUGAAACCUUUGGCAGCAGUAUGCUCUGUCUUUUUCAAGUUACAAUAUUCGCUGGUUGGGAUGGGAUGCUCAAUGCAGUUUUCAACAGUGAGUGGUCUGACUGUGACCCUGAUAAAAUUAACCCUGGGACUCAGGUUAGAGGAGAUUGUGGUAGCCCCUCUGUUGGGAUAUUUUACUUUGUCAGUUACAUCCUCAUAUCAUGGCUGAUCAUUGUCAAUAUGUAUAUUGUUGUUGUCAUGGAGUUUUUAAAUAUUGCUUCUAAGAAAAAAGUCAAGACCUUGAGUGAAGAUGAUUUUAGGAAAUUCUUUCAGGUAUGGAAACGGUUUGAUCCUGAUAGGACCCAGUAUAUAGACUCCAGCAAACUUUCAGACUUUGCAGCUUCUCUUGAUCCUCCUCUUUCCAUGGCAAAACCAAACAAGGGCCAGCUCAUUGCUUUGGAUCUUCCCAUGGCCGUAGGAGACAGAAUUCAUUGCCUUGACAUUUUACUUGCUUUUACAAAGAGAGUUAUGGGUAACGAUGUGAGGAUGGAGAAAGUCCUUUCAGAGAUAGAAUCAGGGUUUAUGUUAGCCAACCCUUUUAAGAUCACAUAUGAGCCAAUUACAACUACUCUGAAACGAAAACAAGAGGCAGUUUCAGCAACCAUCAUUCAGCGUGCUUAUAAAAAUUACCGCUUAAGGCGAAAUGACCAAAAUACAUCAGAUAUUCAUGUGAUAGAUGGUGACAGAGAUGUUCAAGCUACUAAAGAAGGUAUCUCCUUUGACAAAGCUAAGGAAAAGUCAACUAUUCAAAGCGAGAUCUAA